AUGUUUCUUCCGUCCGUCCUGCUAGGCGCCACCGCCCUUGGCGCGGGCGUCAGCGCCGUACUGAUCACCCCCGACAUGGAGCCCCAGGUAGAGGCUGUGGAGGAUGGCUUCCUGAAUGUGCAUCCUAUGGUCGCCCAAGAGACGCAGCACGCGUUGGUCGACUUGCCCUGCACCGAGUGCCUCUUCCGCCAGAUCGCAGACAACGGCGAACCCAGCUGGACUGAUGGCCACUCUUCAUCUCUGAUACUGGACUUUUCGAUUGAAGACAACUCUUUGCUGGCCAACGGUCGUCAGAUCUUCCCGCCCGUUCCGCCGAGCCCCAUCAUGGCCGCCCAGGAGCGUGACGAUGGCGAGAUGGGCGCCCCGGUCACAGUUGGAUACGCCCUCGAAGUGAUGCCGGUGGCCAGCACAUCCGACAAGGAGCCCUUUGAUCUUCUCGAUGUCCGUUUCACCAUCCUCGAUCUGGAAAUGCUCCCCGUCCCCCUCGACACAGUGGAGAUCGCCCUCAUCGUGGGCCCCGAUGGCAAUCUGUACAUCGCCCGAACUGAGAUCGAAAAGACCACCACUGAGCCCGAGCAGUUGUCCUGGAGGCAGUGCAACGGCAAUCCCAAGUGCCUGCAGGCACUUCUGGUUUCCCGUGUGCGGGGUCUGCUAGCGGCGGCGAAGGAGCGCGUCAUGGGCAUGGCCUCUGUCUCGAGCAUGACCGGUCCCAAGGAUUGCGCCAAAGGCAAGCACAUGAAGGGCAAGCACCACGGCCACAGCAAGGGCGACAAGGUGGGCCGUCCUCACCGCCACCACAUGCACCACCCUCACCACGGUGCCUUCUCUCGCACCUUCUCCCGGGUGGUUCACUUCAUCGUUGUGCCCGCCAUUCUGGGUGUCUUGGCCGGCUUGACUGCCAGUGCCGUCGGCAUGCUGGUCGGACAGGUCGUGGUCUUUGUCUGGCAGCGCUUCCGCGGAAACCAGUCCCAGGAGCACAGGGCUGCGUGGGAGCAGGGUGAAGCGUGCGAGAAGCAGGGUCUGAUGACCGAGGCCGCAGAAGAUGUGCUCCCCGAGUACACCGAGGCUGAGGCCCGGGGAUCCAUGGACAAGAAUUAA
Penicillium lagena is the source of this 1098-nucleotide messenger RNA. RefSeq lists its product as uncharacterized. The transcript is spliced from 2 exons. NCBI's taxonomy places the organism in Eukaryota, Fungi, Ascomycota, Eurotiomycetes, Eurotiales, Aspergillaceae. Bases 1 to 1098 code for a protein of 365 amino acids. The record is from RefSeq and is a predicted model, not a curated record.